Molecule: messenger RNA, 1467 nt
Organism: Fonsecaea nubica
Lineage: Eukaryota; Fungi; Ascomycota; Eurotiomycetes; Chaetothyriales; Herpotrichiellaceae
Exons: 1
Coding region: 1-1467 (488 amino acids)
Molecular function (GO): aldehyde dehydrogenase (NAD+) activity
Source: RefSeq, a predicted model, not a curated record
AUGUCCCUACCAAACCUCGAAGAAUGUCUCCCCAAGCACUGGGGCUUGUUCUAUGGCGGGAAAUGGCACGAGCCUCAGGAUGGCGACCAUCGAGAGAUAUUCAGUCCCGGUGACGGGAAAGUCAUCAGGAAAGUCGCCUUUGCCGGUGAGAACGACACGGCCGCUGCCAUAGAGGCGGCACAUGCUGCAUUCCCGGCCUGGAGAGCAGUCCCUUCUUUGGAACGGGGCAAGAAGCUCAGGAAGGUGGCCGACAUCCUGCGCACACAUGCAGAUGAGCUGGCCUUGCUCGAUGCUUACAACACGGGCAAUCCCGUCAUCAUGAUGAGAGGCGAUGCACUUUUCGCGGCCGACACGGUCGACAUGUUUGCGGGCCUCAUCCCAGCCGUUCAAGGCGAGACCACUCAUCUAGAUGAUUCAACUUUCAACUACACCCUCCGGGAGCCGUUGGGGGUGGUAACGCGCAUUGUCGCCUCUAAUCAUCCACUUAUGUUCGCUGCCAACCGGCUUGCAGCCCCCAUUGCUAUGGGCAACACAGUGGUGAUCAAGGCCCCAGAACAAGCACCCCUUUCCGCACUCCGUUUGGCCGAGCUGCUGGAAGACGUCUUCCCCCCUGGAGUCCUCAAUGUCUUAUCCGGUGGCCUCGAAUGCGGAAAGACUCUCUCGACACACCGCCUUGUUAGUAAGGUCACGCUUAUCGGUAGUGUGCCUACCGGCAAAGCGAUCCAGAAAGCAGCGGCAGAUACGUUGAAAUUGACCUCGUUUGAGCUCGGGGGAAAGAAUGCCCUGAUUGCAUAUCCUGACGCGGAUCAUAACCGCCUCGUGGACGCUAUCAUCGCAGGAAUGAAUUUCGGUUGGUGUGGGCAAUCUUGUGGUUCGACCUCGAGGGUUUUCCUGCACGAUUCGCUCCACGACAAGAUCUUGGAACGGAUCCAAGACCAAAUAGCGAAGAGGUUCCGACCCGGAAACCCUCUCGAUCCAAAGACAACAAUGGGCGCAUUAGUCAGUGAGGCAGCACAGGCCCGUGUGUUGAAAUAUGUCGAAAUUGGCAAGAAUGACGGCGCCCGUCUCCUAUUAGGUGGUAGAAUCCCCGACAGCACCGACACGCAGGGUGGCUACUUUGUCGAGCCCACCAUAUUUGCCGGAGUCACUCAGAAAAUGCGAAUCGCCAACGAAGAGGUAUUUGGACCUAUCGUGUCCAUCUUGAAGUGGACCGACGAAGAAAAGCUCUUCGAGGAUGUGAAUGCUGUCGACUAUGGUCUGACAGGCGCAGUCUUCACAUCUGAUAUCAAGACUAUGCAGACCGCGGUACGUCGCAUUGAAGCUGGAACUGUCUGGGUAAAUACUGUUGGGACACACUUCUUCAGCAUGCCAUUCGGAGGAUACAAGCAAUCUGGCAUUGGAAGGGAUGACUGCUUUGAAGAAUUGCGUGACAUGACACAGUGCAAGGCUGUCCAUGUCAAACUAUAG